AUGUUUAGUGGCGGUGGUAAUUAAAUUUAAGAGUUAGUUCAUCCGGAGGGAGAAGGAGCUUUAGAUUUCUGUUCAUUCUUUAGGAUUAUUAUUAUUAUUUUUUUUACUUUGACUUCAGAUGAAACAGAGGUGGAUUUGAUUAGUAUAGAACUAUUAUAUAGUGGUCACAUGGUCUGGAGCUUUAGAUUACAGAUAGAUACCUUCCCCUGCAAUGCUGUCUAGUUGAGCAGUGGAGGUCAGGCGGAGGAGGCUCAAGAUCUCGGGCUCCAGCAAGAGAAAUCGAAGUUGGAUGCUGCUGAUCGGAAAAAGAUAGCAUUUUGGGAUCCUUUUGAGGUUUUCAAGAGCAGAAAUGGCGCCAAGCCUGGAUCUCGGGGACUGGUGGGCGAAGGAGAUUCCCGGCGGCGGCACGCCGGUGGUGGUGACGAUGCAGAACCCGAACUACUCCGUCCUCGAGAUCGACAGCCCCGGCAGCGACGGCGGCGGCGGCGGCGGCGGCACCUUCAUGGACAAGGGCGGCCGCGGGAAGAACGCGAAGCAGUUCACGUGGGUGCUGCUCCUCAAGGCCCACCGCGCGGUGGGCUGCGUCGCCUGGCUGGCGGCCGGCCUAUGGGCCCUGCUGGGCGCCGUCCGGAGGAGGCUACUCCUCCGGCAAAGUCCGUCCGACGACAAGGGCCGUCUCCUCUUCCGCUUUCUCAGGGCCUUCCUGCUCCUCUCCCUCGCCAUGCUCGCCUUCGAGAUGGUUGCCUACCUGAAGGGAUGGCACUUCAAGAACCCUAAUUUUCGCGUUCCCGAAGCCGCGGACAUCCGCGGGUGGAUGUACAUUGCCUACGCCUCCUGGCUCUCCUUCCGGGCAGACUACAUUGCCUACCCCAUCCAGAGCUUGUCCUGCUUCUGCAUUUUCCUCUUCGUCGUCCAGUCGGUCGACCGACUAGUCCUCUGCCUCGGCUGCUUAUACAUCAAGUGGAAGAAGAUCAAACCCACCAUCGACGGCGAUCCAUUCAAACCGGAUGACGUAGAGGGAUCAAGCUCCGACUACCCCAUGGUGCUCGUCCAGAUUCCAAUGUGCAACGAAAGAGAGGUGUACGAGCAAUCUAUUUCCGCCGUCUGCCAGAUCGAUUGGCCAAGAGACCGUCUGCUGAUUCAAGUUCUUGACGACUCUGACGACGAGUUGGUGAAGCUCCUGAUUGCGGCAGAGGUCUCCAAGUGGAGCCAACGGGGAGUGAACAUCAUCUAUCGGCAUCGAUCGAUCAGGACAGGCUACAAAGCUGGGAAUCUGAAGUCGGCCAUGAGCUGUGACUAUGUCAAAGACUACGAGUUUGUUGCAAUAUUUGAUGCUGAUUUCACACCAAACCCUGAUUUCCUCAAGAAGACAGUUCCACAUUUUAAGGGAAAUCCCGAAGUCGGGCUAGUUCAGGCUCGGUGGAGCUUCGUGAACAAGGAUGAGAACCUGCUAACUCGGCUCCAAAACAUCAACCUGUGCUUUCACUUUGAGGUCGAGCAGCAGGUGAAUGGCAACUUCUUGAACUUCUUUGGUUUCAAUGGGACUGCUGGUGUGUGGAGAAUCCAAGCCUUGGAGGAAUCAGGAGGGUGGCUUGAGCGGACGACGGUCGAAGAUAUGGACAUUGCCGUGCGUGCUCACCUCGACGGCUGGAAGUUCAUCUUCCUCAACGACGUCAAGGUGUUGUGUGAAGUGCCCGAAUCUUAUGAAGUCUACCGGAAACAACAGCACCGAUGGCACUCCGGCCCGAUGCAAUUAUUCCGUCUGUGCCUUCCUGCCAUCAUAAAAUCCAAGAUAUCGAUAUGGAAGAAGGCUAACUUGAUCCUUCUUUUCUUCCUCUUGAGAAAGCUCAUCCUCCCAUUUUAUUCCUUCACAUUGUUCUGCAUAAUUCUUCCACUGUCAAUGUUUGUGCCUGAGGCUGAGUUACCAAUUUGGGUAAUCUGUUAUAUCCCUGUGAUCAUGUCCUUCCUAAACAUUCUUCCGGCCCCGAGAUCGAUCCCUUUCCUCGUACCUUACCUUCUCUUCGAGAACACGAUGUCAGUGACCAAGUUCAAUGCCAUGGUGGCUGGGUUAUUCCAACUCGGAAGUUCGUACGAGUGGAUUGUCACAAAGAAGGCAGGGCGGUCAUCGGAAUCGGAUCUUUUGGCGGCGGCCGAACGAGAUGCAAAGCCUAUGCAGCAGCUCCUUAGAGGUGUUUCAGACAGUGAGCUCAUUGAACUGACCAAGUUGAAGAAACAAGAGGAGGCUCCCGCUGUGAAAAGGAAGGAGAACAAAAUUUACAAGAAAGAAUUAGCGCUUGCUCUUCUACUCCUCACCGCCGCAAUCCGAAGUCUCCUCUCGGCACAGGGCAUUCACUUCUACUUUCUGUUGUUUCAAGGAGUGUCAUUUCUCCUCGUCGGUCUGGAUCUCAUCGGAGAGCAGAUGAGCUGAUCUAAAAAAAGAAACACACAAGGAGGUGCUGAAUCAACACAGUUAUUUAUCGAGCUAUCAUUCUCGUAUAUAAACUACAAUUUGUGGAUGGCUAGUGAAAGAGAACAAUGGCAGUUUCUAUUUGAUCAACAAGUAUAUAAACUUCAUAUGCAUCUCUAGAUCUACUUAGGAAUUUUCUUUCAUCCCUUAUUUUUGCUAUCUACUUUGCACACAUUCUGGCAAAUGAAGUGCUGUUUGCAGCACAAGGACUCUGGACUUGGUCUCUCUAUCUAAUUCCAUGUACAAGAUCUCGAGGACAAGAAGUUGUCCAUCUGUAUUUAUAGUGAGAGGGUUGAGAACUGGUGUUCUACAUUGGAUUAUACUUGGAUCGUGUUACAAGUAUCUGUAUAUCAUUAUUGAUUGAGUUGAAAACUGAAUGAAAUAAUUGUUGGUGCGUGCAA
Messenger RNA from Zingiber officinale, 2868 nucleotides. Its product is annotated as probable xyloglucan glycosyltransferase 5. Lineage: Eukaryota; Viridiplantae; Streptophyta; Magnoliopsida; Zingiberales; Zingiberaceae. The record is from RefSeq and is a predicted model, not a curated record. The coding region runs from base 350 to 2428 and encodes 692 amino acids. Gene Ontology annotation, cellular component: Golgi apparatus. Gene Ontology annotation, molecular function: glycosyltransferase activity. The transcript has 5 exons.